CGGCUCCCACCCUGCACUGAGUCCCGGGACCCCGGGAGAGCAGCCGGUGUAUGGUUGUGUUUCCUCUGCCUGCGCUGGACAUCACUUGCGCACUACAGAAAGCCCAGACCCUCUCCUACCAGCGCCCGCAGACACCCCCGCAGCCGCGGCCGAGCCGGGGCACCCUCGCCCUGUGCGCGGGUGCUUCUUGCGCUGCGGCGCGCGUUCCCCGUCCGCGCCUUCUUCUCGGGGCAGGCCCGGGGAGAAAGAACCGGCGUCCGAGUUCUGGGCGCUGCUCCUGGCGCGAGGUGCGGGAUGGAGAGCAAGGCGCUGCUGGCCAUCGCUCUGUGGCUCUGCGUGGAGACCCGGGCUGCCUCUGUGGGUUUGUCUAGUGUUUCUCUUGAUCCGCCCAGGCUCAGCAUACAAAAAGACAUACUUACUAUUAUGGCUAAUACAACUCUGCAAAUUACUUGCAGGGGACAGAGGGACUUGGACUGGCUCUGGCCCAACACUCAGAGUGGCUCUGAGAAAAGAGUGGAGGUGACUGAGUGUAGUGAUGGCGUCUUCUGUAAGACGCUCACAAUCCCAAAAGUGAUCGGAAAUGACACUGGAGCCUACAAGUGCUUCUACCGGGACACUGACACAGCCUCGGUGGUUUAUGUCUACGUUCAGGAUUAUAGAUCUCCAUUUAUUGCUUCUGUCAGUGACCAGCAUGGAGUGGUGUACAUCACCGAGAACAAAAACAAAACUGUGGUGAUUCCAUGUCUUGGGUCCAUUUCAAACCUCAAUGUGUCACUCUGUGCAAGGUAUCCAGAAAAGAGGUUUGUUCCUGAUGGUAACAGAAUUUCCUGGGACAGCAAGAAAGGCUUCACGAUUCCCAGCUACAUGAUCAGCUAUGCCGGCAUGGUCUUCUGUGAAGCAAAAAUUAAUGAUGAAACUUACCAGUCUAUUAUGUACAUAGUUGUGGUUGUAGGGUACAGAAUUUAUGAUGUGGUUCUGAGCCCCCCUCAUGAAAUCGAGUUGUCUGUUGGAGAGAAGCUUGUCUUAAAUUGUACAGCAAGGACUGAACUAAAUGUAGGGAUUGACUUCAACUGGGAAUACCCUUCUUUGAAGCAUCAGCAUAAGAAGCUUGUAAAUCGGGACCUGAAAACCCAGUCAGGGAGUGAGAUGAAGAAGUUUUUGAGCACCUUGACUAUAGAUGCUGUAACCCGGAGUGACCACGGGAUGUACACCUGUGCGGCUUCCAGUGGGCUGAUGACCAAGAAGAACAGCACGUUCGUCAGGAUCCAUGAAAAACCUUUUGUUGCUUUUGGCAGUGGCAUGGAAUCUUCGGUGGAAGCUACAGUGGGAGACCAUGUCAGAGUCCCUGUGAAGUGCCUUGGUUACCCUCCCCCUGAAAUAAAAUGGUAUAAAAAUGGAAGACCCAUUGAGUCCAAUCACACAAUUAAAGUGGGGCAUGUACUGACUAUUAUGGAAGUGAGUGAGAAAGAUACAGGAAAUUACACUGUCAUCCUCACCAAUCCCAUCUCAAAGGAGAAACAGAGCCACGUGGUAUCUCUGGUCGUGAAUGUCCCACCCCAGAUUGGUGAGAAAUCGCUGAUCUCUCCUGUGGACUCUUACCAGUACGGCAUCACUCAGACACUGACGUGCACGGUCUAUGCCGUGCCUCCCCCGCAUCACAUCCACUGGUAUUGGCAGCUGGAGGAAGAGUGCACCUACAAGCCCACCCAAGCUGCCUUAAUGACAAACCCAUACACUUGUAAAGAAUGGAGAAAUGUGGAGGACUUCCAGGGAGGAAAUAAAAUUGAAGUCAACAAAAAUCAAUUUGCCCUAAUUGAAGGAAAAAACAAAACUGUAAGUACCCUUGUCAUCCAAGCGGCAAAUGUGUCAGCUUUGUACAAAUGUGAGGCAGUCAACAAAGCCGGGAGAGGAGAGAGGGUUAUCUCCUUCCACGUGACCAGGGGUCCUGAAAUCACUCUGCAACCUGACACCCAGCCAACUGAGCAGGAGAAUGUGUCUUUGUGGUGCACUGCAGACAGAACUACCUUUGAGAAUGUCACAUGGUACAAGCUUGGCCCACAAGCUCUGCCGAUCCAUGCGGGGGAGGUGCCCACGCCUGUUUGCAAGAACUUGGAUGCUCUUUGGAAAAUGAAUGCCGUCAUGUUCUCUAAUGGCACCAAUGACAUUUUGAUCCUGGAGCUCCAGAAUGCUUCCUUGCAGGACCAAGGAGACUACAUCUGCUUUGCUCAGGACAGGAAGACCAAGAAAAGGCAUUGUGUGGUCAGGCAGCUCACAGUCCUAGAGCGCAUGGCACCCAUGAUCAUGGGAAACCUGGAGAAUCAGACGACAAGUAUCGGUGAAACCAUCGAGGUUUCGUGCACAGCAUCUGGGAAUCCCCACCCACAGAUUACGUGGUUCAAAGAUAAUGAGACGCUUGUGGAAGACUCAGGCAUUGUCCUGAAAGAUGGGAACCGGAACCUAACUAUCCGCCGAGUGCGCAAGGAGGAUGAAGGCCUCUACACCUGCCAGGCGUGCAGUGUGCUGGGGUGUGCAAAAGUGGAGGCAUUUUUCAUAGUAGAAGGUGCCCAGGAGAAGACGAACUUGGAAGUCAUUAUUCUAGUAGGCACUGCCGUGAUUGCCAUGUUCUUCUGGCUACUUCUUGUCAUCGUUCUACGGACCGUUAAACGGGCCAACGGAGGGGAGCUGAAGACAGGCUACUUGUCCAUCGUCAUGGAUCCAGAUGAACUCCCCUUGGAUGAACACUGCGAACGCCUGCCUUAUGAUGCCAGCAAAUGGGAAUUCCCCAGAGAUCGGCUGAAACUAGGUAAGCCUCUUGGCCGUGGUGCCUUUGGCCAAGUGAUUGAAGCUGAUGCCUUUGGAAUCGACAAGGCAGCAACUUGUAAGACAGUGGCCGUCAAAAUGUUGAAAGAAGGAGCAACACACAGUGAACACCGAGCCCUCAUGUCUGAACUCAAGAUCCUCAUCCAUAUUGGCCACCAUCUCAAUGUGGUCAAUCUUCUAGGUGCCUGUACCAAGCCAGGAGGGCCACUCAUGGUGAUUGUGGAAUUCUGCAAGUUUGGAAACCUGUCAACUUACUUAAGGAGCAAGAGAAAUGAAUUUGUUCCCUACAAGACCAAAGGGGCACGAUUCCGUCCAGGGAAAGAAUACGUUGGGGAAAUCACUAUGGAUCCUAAACGCCGCCUGGACAGUAUCACCAGUAGCCAGAGCUCAGCCAGCUCUGGAUUUGUUGAGGAGAAAUCCCUCAGUGAUGUGGAGGAAGAGGAAGUUUCUGAAGAUCUGUACAAGAACUUCCUGACCUUGGAGCAUCUCAUCUGUUACAGCUUCCAAGUGGCCAAAGGCAUGGAGUUUUUGGCAUCACGGAAGUGUAUCCACAGGGACCUGGCAGCACGAAAUAUCCUCUUGUCGGAGAAGAACGUGGUUAAAAUCUGUGACUUUGGCUUGGCCCGGGAUAUUUAUAAAGACCCAGAUUAUGUCAGAAAAGGAGAUGCUCGCCUCCCUUUGAAAUGGAUGGCCCCAGAAACAAUUUUUGACAGAGUGUACACAAUUCAGAGUGACGUGUGGUCUUUUGGUGUCUUGCUCUGGGAAAUAUUUUCCUUAGGUGCUUCUCCAUAUCCGGGAGUAAAGAUUGAUGAGGAAUUUUGCAGGCGAUUGAAAGAAGGAACUAGAAUGAGGGCCCCUGAUUAUACCACACCAGAAAUGUACCAGACCAUGCUUGACUGCUGGCAUGGGGAGCCCAAUCAGAGACCCACGUUUUCAGAGUUGGUGGAACAUUUGGGAAAUCUGUUACAAGCUAAUGCUCAGCAGGAUGGCAAAGACUACAUUGUUCUUCCCAUAUCAGAGACUUUGAGCAUGGAAGAGGAUUCGGGACUCUCUCUGCCUACCUCACCUGUUUCCUGUAUGGAGGAAGAGGAAGUGUGUGACCCCAAAUUCCAUUAUGACAACACAGCAGGAAUCAGUCAGUAUCUGCAGAACAGUAAGCGAAAGAGCCGGCCUGUGAGUGUAAAAACAUUUGAAGAUAUCCCGUUAGAAGAACCAGAAGUAAAAGUAAUCCCAGAUUGGACUGAUGCCCAGCAAAAGCAAGGAGUCUGUGGCAUCUGAAGGCUCAAACCAGACGAGCGGCUACCAGUCUGGGUAUCACUCUGAUGACACAGACACCACGGUGUACUCCAGCGAGGAGGCAGAACUUUUAAAGCUGGUGGAGAUUGGACCACAAGCUGGCCCCGCGGCCCAGAUUCUCCAGCCUGACUCUGGGACCACACUGAGCUCUCCUCCUGUUUAAAAGGAGGCACCCACGUCCCCUACUCCUGGAAAUCAUAUGAGAGGUGCUGCUCAGAUUUUCAAGUGUUGUUCUUUCCACCACCAGGAAGUAGCCACAUUUGAUUUUCAUUUCAAAAAGAGGACCUCGGACUGCAGGGAGCCAGUCCCUUAGGCAUUUCCUGAGAAGACGCUUAUGACCCAAGAAUGUGUUUGUAUCUUCUUCCAGUGUUGACCUUAUUCUCUUUUUCAUUCAUUUAAAAAGCACGUAUGAUGCCCCCUACUGUGGAUCUCUCCAUGGGUUAAAACAAAAGAAGUUCAGGAAAUGACUUCGUCCUGCAAGAAGUAGCAGUACCUGGGGAGCUGACACUUCUGUAAAACUGGAAGAUAAGCCAGGCCAUGGAAGUGCUUUUGGUGUUGAAGAUGGGCAAGACCUUUAGGUCUGGGUCCAUCUCAGAAACUUUGUUUAGGAUGUGGGUCCUGAGCCAAGUCUUACGUGUGGGGUUUGGAUUGAUAGGAAGGAAGAUGUUGGCUCACUUUGAAGGCCUAAUGGAGUCUGCGAAUGCAUUGUGUUGGCUAUGGUGAAGGUGGGCAUGGGGUCUCUUAGGAAAUGUAAAGGCUUCAGACGAGGUUACUGGUUUUAGAAGGUUGCGUGCUCUUCCCAGUUGGGCUAAAUGAGAGUUCCUUGUGCUGUUUCCGACUCCUAAUGAGAGUUCCUUCCGGACUCUUACGUGUCUCCUGGCCAAGCCCCAGGAAGGAAAUGAUGCAGCUCUGGCUCCUUGUCUCCCAAGCUGAUUCUUUAUUCAGAACACCACAAAGAAGGGACAUUUGGACGGAGGCUCCCUGUCGUGUUGAAGAGUUCGGACUGUAUAAACCAGCUUCUGGUUUCUUCUGGAUGAAUACCCACAUGUCUGUCCUGAUGUGAUACGUCUGAGCCUGAAUGCAGUCGGUUGGGUAUCAAGCUGUGGUGUCAAAACUUCAAGAAGGCUUUUACUUUUUUGUUCCUUCUCCCUCCAACCCCUGGGCCUUCCCCAUCCCCCGCCCCUUUCACCCCCAACUAGUCAGUACUUUAGGAAUUUGGCCUCUACACCCUAGUAAAAGCUGAUUAGAUUUGUUCACUCUCUGAAUAAUUAUAGCCAGAUUGCAAAUUUUUUUAUAGCCCAAGUUAUAACAACAUCUGUUAUUUAGACUUUUAACAUGUAAAGCUAUUUCUACUGAUUUCUGCCCUUCCUCUUUCCUCUUUAAAAAAGAAAAUGUAUUUUUCAUUUGAUACCAUAGUGUGAGAUGCUGGGAACCAUGACUGUAAGACAUGCUAUGGCACAUAUAUUUAUAGUCUGUUUAUGUAGAAACAAAUGUAAUAUAUUAAAACCUUAUAUUAUAUAUAAUGAACUUUGUACUAUUCACAUUUUGUAUCAGUAUUAUGUAGCAUAACAAAGGUCAUAAUGCUUUCAGCAGUUGAUGCCAUUUUAUUAAAAAAAUUGAAAAACUUGAAGGAAUCCAUUUGCAAGCUUGCAUUACUGGACUUCUCAUUUCUCUCACUUCUAAAAUGGAGAUGGGGAAUCAGAUAUAAUUUCCAUGUGGUGGUUUUUCACUUUUACUUGUUCUCUUAUUCAUCUUAUAAGGGAUAUUUUCAUAAAAUGUUUAUAUACUUUAUAUAUCAAUAAAUGUAUUCUUAGUAAAAAAAAAACAAUGGUAGAAUAUUAUCACAACUAUGUUGAGGGUAAAUUUGUCUGGCUUGAGGUAUAGUUCCUUCUCCCCCUCAUUGUCGUCUUCAUUACACAAAUAAUUCAUGCACACUGCACUCUCAUUAUAUUCUGCGCACUUUUGAGAUUCUUAAAAUAUGAACUGAGGAAGACAUAAGUACUUUAAUAGUAUUUGUGGCCUUCCAGUAACCCCCAGGCCCGUUAGAAUAGCCAACCAUGAAAAUCAGAGGGUGAGAGAGCCCAAGACAGGUGGCCAGACCCAGGCAGUGCAGGGAAACAUGAAGCAUAUUUAUAGUUUUCAGUAAAUGUUUCUUUUUAUACUUACAGCGUCUGAACAUCAGAUCCUAUGUUGCCAUUUUCAAUGAUUACUUUCCCUGAAUUCAGUGAGUGGAAUUAUCUAACAAAUCAUUGGCACCAACAAGCAGCCCUAUUUUCUGUGGUAUUUUUUUAAUACAAGAUUUUGGAAUGGUCAUAUAGUCAAAUAUGCCUAUCUUUUUUGUUUUUUAAUGACUUCUAGGUUUUUAAAACUUAUUGAGGAAGGUCUGGGCUUGUCGAUUCUAAAAUAACCCAAAAUUCUAAAUUCUCUUCUUCUUUCUUUUAAUACAUUUAAAGCCAUUUGGGAUUUAUUUUUGUAUAUGGAGUGAGGUGGGGAUCUAGCUCUGUUUUCUUCAAGCAGUUGUUGAUCACGGCAGCACCAUUUAUUAAGUAUACAGUACCUCUCUUUCCCUGUGUUUGGGGAAAUAUAUACUGUAUCAUUUUUCAAACCCUAUCAUCUCACCGAGACAUUCUGCACAACUUUAUGAUGGACAACAGGGUGGCUGUGGGUGCAUGUAUUUCUUGGGGACAACACUUACAGAAUGGGCCAUUGGCUGGGAUUUGUGGGUUAGGGUCUUCUGACAGAUGUUGUUAAACUAUAGGUCAGGCCUGACCUCAUCUUUCCUGUUACUACAGUGUUGUUCAGUAAAUGAAUGGAAGGAGUCUAGAUUAUUCAAAAUAGAGAAAACCUCAUAGAAAACCAGAAUUUUCUUCAUUUUCGGAAAAAGAGAGUUUGUUUCUCAUAAGCGGCCCCUGGCCCUGUGUCCAAUGCCAGGAAUUUGGAUUCAGUUGAAACUGCACACUUCAUAAAAUGCUUUCAACACCUCGGGCACAAUGAUUAAGAGGUGAGGUUUGGCUUUCUCCUUUCUCUUCUGUCUUCCAUGCCUCUUGUUCUUAGCUCCUUUUCUCUUCUCAUUUGCCCCUGUAUUGAAGAGGACUUUGUGUCUUUUUAAAGUGCCUCCUGCAUGGUCUUAUUUUCAAAGCUUUAAUUGUUUUAGGUGAUGCCACAGUGUCUCCCCUUGGCUCCUGGCCUCCCUCCUUCUCUCCCUUUACUUGCUUUGUUCUUCUCCCUCCUCUCAAACUACUCUGUCCCCUCACCUUCCAUUUCUUUCUUUCCACUAAACUUCCUCUCCUCUGCACCCUCCUGCCCUGACCCCCAGCAUCCUUUCUCCUCAACCACAUCACAGGAGAGAAGAUAGGAGGUUUACCACAUUGCCUCUGGACUAUGUUUUCCUAUCAAUGCACAUUGCUUUGUCCUCUUCAAUGAAAGGAAAGAAGAAAAGUAAAAAUCUCAAGUCCACAGCUUUGCAUUUAACUUAACCCAAUUUUCCUGUCUCCCCUAGCAUGUCUUUCUUUCUACUCUCACUCAGAUAUUUAUCACUAAGAUGAUAAAAUGUAGGCAACCCCAGAAAGCUAAAGCCUUUGAGAGAGUAGCUUUUCAUCUUUCCACAUUUGCAUGCCUUUUCCCUUAGGGGCAGUAGGCAUAUCAUGUCCAUGUUUUCUUGCAUAUGUAGUAAGCACAGCUCACUGUUUUUAUAAAAUUGCAUUUUCUACAUGAAUCUCUUCCACAUAAUCAGACAGUCUUUGUGAAAGCAAUUUUAAGUCCAAUUUUUGAGGAAAAGUUAAAGAGUGCUCCUAGGUGAUGAAGAGACUGAAAAAGUACACUGAAGUCAUUUACUCUGGUUUUGAUCAGAAUGGAGAGAAGCAGAGGAAUCUGGAAGGAGUAACCCAAAAAGAAAUUUAACAGCUAAAUUGGCCUGAAGUUCUGGAGCUAAAGUAGAACAUACUAGGCUCAGCAGAGGUCUGACACAGAUAAGGGCUUUGAAUUAAGAAAACGUGUUCUAAUGACGACUACUGAUAAGCCAAGGAUUACAGAAAACUGUGAUGGAUAUCAGGUGAAUGUUAGUGAGAAGACAUCAAAUUGUACCUUAGAUUUUACUUUCUUUACAAUGCAACGUAUGACCUUUAUGUAACUUCUUGACACCUGUAAAACAUUAAAUUCAGUAAUUUCACUCUAUUUUUUUGGUUUAAAAAUAAAAGAACAGAAAUA
Molecule: messenger RNA, 8322 nt
Organism: Equus caballus (horse)
Lineage: Eukaryota; Metazoa; Chordata; Mammalia; Perissodactyla; Equidae
Gene: KDR
Product: kinase insert domain receptor
Biological process (GO): positive regulation of cell migration; endothelial cell differentiation; vascular endothelial growth factor receptor signaling pathway
Cellular component (GO): plasma membrane; signaling receptor complex
Molecular function (GO): ATP binding; vascular endothelial growth factor receptor activity; growth factor binding
Source: RefSeq, a predicted model, not a curated record